AUGUUUUAAUAUUCUGGUCUGCAUUUUCUCAGCUCUGCCUGAAACUACACUGACUGUAGAGCCAAACCCUGUGUUUCCUGGAGAGACAGUUACUCUGACGUGUUCAGUAUGGUCUGACAGUAUCUGGAGCUAUCAGUGGUACAAAGACAGGAAUGAUAAUGUAGUAUCCCAGUCUGUCAUACACACUAUAACAGGAGACACCCUCACCAUCAACAGAGCUGCUGAGUCUGACCAGGGUCUUUACUGGUGUCAGGGACAGAGAAGAUCCAGACCCACAUCUUCACAACCAAGUAAUGUUAUUACCCUCACUGUGAAUGCUCUGCCCACGACCUCAGUGAGUAUCUCUCAUCAGGGUCUCCUCUACUCUGGAGAGACAGUCAGCAUGCAGUGUKACAUAUCAAUGUACACAGACUGGACGUACAGCUGGUUUAUAGGCAACAACUUCAAAUCCAGUACGCCUGGUCAAACCAUCACCACUCUGUCUAACCAGGCUGGUCAGUACAGAUGUUUUGGGGUGAGGACAGGUCGGCCUCAGUGGUCUCAACUUAGUGUUUUCCUCCCCAUCAGAGUCAUUGAUAAUCAGCCGUCCACUACACUGACUUCAGACAAGGAGGACGUAUUCACAGGAGACAGUGUGACACUGAGCUGUACUGUAGAGUCUUCUGGAUGGAAGUUUUACUGGUACAGACACAGACCAGACUCUACACCAGUAACCACAACCUCUGUAUACUCCUACACACUCAGCUGGGUCAGUGUCUCUGAUGGAGGACAGUACUGGUGCAGAGCUGGGAGAGGAGACCCAGUCUACUACACCCUGUACAGUGACCCAGUCCAGAUAAAUGUUACUGAGAGACCUGUUGCUGUUCUGACCCUCCAACCCAAAUGGACCCAGAUAUUCAUUAGAGAGACUGUUACUAUGAGAUGUGACAUACAGGGAGGAGGAGACUCUGACUGGAACUGCAGAUGGUAUAAGAAUAGUCAGUCAGUGAUCUCCUUUAACACAAAUCCAGAGUACAGAAUCAGUCCUGUCUACAUGUCUAACAGUGGUUCAUAUACCUGUCAGGGUGUAAAGGGAAACAAGUUCUCCAAGAUCAGUGAUGCUGUACAACUGACUGUGUCUGGUAAACCCAAGGCUGUCCUGAGUAUCUCUCCUCAGUGGCUGAACCCUGGAGACUCAGUGACUCUGAGCUGUGAAGUUGACA
This is a messenger RNA of Salvelinus sp. IW2-2015, 1202 nucleotides long. RefSeq names its product leukocyte immunoglobulin-like receptor subfamily A member 4. Gene Ontology annotation, biological process: cell surface receptor signaling pathway. The record is from RefSeq and is a predicted model, not a curated record. Gene Ontology annotation, molecular function: transmembrane signaling receptor activity. Lineage: Eukaryota; Metazoa; Chordata; Actinopteri; Salmoniformes; Salmonidae. Gene Ontology annotation, cellular component: plasma membrane.